AGCCAUUGGGUGAAUAUGGACAUCCUGGUCAGAGCUCUACACAGCAAAGGACACUCCAUCACUGUGCUGCGAAACACCAAGAGCUGGUACAUCAAAGAGGACUCGUCCUACUAUGACUCCAUCACAGUGCCCAUAGUGCAAUGGCGUGACAAAGAAUUUGCCAAAGAAAUCAUCUCGAAAAUAUUUACCAUUGAGCAAGAAGGCGAUUCCAUAUUGAAUUUCAUUUCCAUGCAGCUGCUGGUCUUCUCUGCCACGAGAAACAUGCAUGCAGUCACAUGUCAGGUGUUGUCCACAAUGCUUGAGGACAGAGCUUUAAUGCAACGGCUGAACGAGAGCCAGUUUGACUUGGUUCUGGCCGACCCUGGGUAUGGUGAUGGCAUUAUACUGGCUCACUACCUUAAAGUUCCCCUCGUGUACAACGCCCGAUUUGUCCUCAGUGAGGAUGGACACUUCAUUCUUGCUCCUUCACCAGUGUCCUACAUACCAACCAUGAGCUCAGGUCUGUCUGACAAAAUGACCUUCUUGGAAAGAGUGAAAAACGUGCUAUUUUACCUAAAAGCGCAAUUUCAAAGAAGGUUCAUAGUUCGACCUGUGUAUCAGGCAGUUUGUGAUAAAUACUUUGAAGACAAAGUAGAUAUGAAUGAACUCGUGCAGGCUGCAGACAUCUGGCUGAUGAGAGUGGACUUUGUGUUUGAGUUCCCCCGCCCCACCAUGCCCAAUGUGGUCUAUAUGGGUGGCUUCCAGUGCAAGCCAGCACAGCCUCUCCCUCAAGACCUGCACGACUUUGUGCAGAGCUCUGGAGAACAUGGAGUCAUCCUCAUGUCUUUGGGGACAUAUGUAAGUGACCUUCCCCGUGACUUUGCGGACAGCAUUGCGUCUGCGUUUGCAGAGUUACCCCAGAAGGUGAUCUGGAGGCAUAUUGGGGAGAGACCCUCUACCCUGGGCAACAACACCCUCCUGGUCAAGUGGAUACCCCAGAACGACCUACUAGGAAACCCCCAGAUCCGGGCAUUUGUGGCCCACGGAGGAGGAAACGGGGUCCAAGAGGCGAUCUACCACGGGGUGCCAGUGCUAGGCAUCCCUCUGUUCUUCGACCAGCACGACAACCUUCUUCGACUGGAGGAGAAAGGAGGUGCAAAGGUACUACCUAUCGCCUCCGUGAACAAGGCCAACGUUCUCCGAGCGCUGCAGGAGGUGCUCCACGUGUCCUCCUACAGGCAGAGCAUGCAGAGGCUCUCCCACCUGCACAGAGACCAGCCUGUGGAGCCCCUGGACCGAGCCCUCUUCUGGAUCCAGUUUGUCAUGAGACACAAAGGCGCUGCUCACCUGCGCACAGAGUCCUACAAGAUGCCCUGGUACUCCUACCACUCCCUGGACGUGACGCUGUUCUUGCUUGUUGUUUUGUUCCUGAUGUUGUUCAUCGUCUUUGCCCUUGUAAGGUGCGCGUUAUUACGUCUGUGUGGCAGGAGUAAAAGUAAAAAGGAUUAA
Engraulis encrasicolus (European anchovy) is the source of this 1488-nucleotide messenger RNA. RefSeq names its product UDP-glucuronosyltransferase 2B1-like. Lineage: Eukaryota; Metazoa; Chordata; Actinopteri; Clupeiformes; Engraulidae. The record is from RefSeq and is a predicted model, not a curated record. The transcript has a single exon. Bases 16 to 1488 code for a protein of 490 amino acids. Gene Ontology annotation, molecular function: UDP-glycosyltransferase activity.